Messenger RNA from Seminavis robusta, 866 nucleotides. The record is from the annotation of a GenBank genome assembly. Lineage: Eukaryota; Bacillariophyta; Bacillariophyceae; Naviculales; Naviculaceae.
UUCAACGUUGGAUCCUACGUGUUUCAGUACUGGAGCCAAAAGAUCCAUAGUCUUCAAGCAACGGAGCAGAGGUGGACAAUCCAGGAAGCAACCAUACAGCUCACAAUUUCCUUGAUUCGUCAACACAAACAAUAAUCAAAAUGAAGACCGCCAUCAUCGCAUCCCUUAUCGCCACUGCCGCCGCCUUUGCUCCCGCAAAGAACGCCGCCAAGACUUCGGUCGCCACCAACAUGGCCUUCGAAGACGAACUUGGUGCCCAAGCUCCUCUUGGAUUCUUUGAUCCCCUCGGUAUGGUUGCCGACGGUGACCAAGAAAAGUUCGACCGUCUCCGUUAUGUUGAGAUCAAGCACGGACGUAUCUGUAUGUUGGGAGUUGUUGGAUACCUCCUCAAUGCCGCCGGAGUCUACCUUCCCGGUGACAUUGACUACUCUGGAACCAAGUUCUCCGACCUCGGAUACGGAUGGGAUGCUUCCUUCGCUGUCCCAGUUGCCGGUGCCCUCCAAGUCUUGGCCUUCGUUGGUCUUUUGGAGCUUGCUGUCAUGAAGGACAUUGAAGGAACCGGAAACGAACACGUUGGUGAUUUCCGAAAUGGAGCCCUUGACUUCGGCUGGGACUCUUUCGAUGAGGAGACCAAGCUUACCAAGCGUGCUCUUGAAAUUAACCAAGGACGUGCUGCACAAAUGGGUUUGUUGGGACUUAUGGUCCACGACAAGCUCGGAAAUGUUGAAAACUUCUUCCCCAACUAAGAGUCUACCUGCUCCGUCUUGCAUAUAGUAGAUGUACCAGAACCUUUGGUGCGUCCUUUGGACCGCCCUUGUUCAUGAAUGGCAUAAGUACUACUACAUAGUAAACGUGCUUUUUCUCCG